Molecule: messenger RNA, 1754 nt
Organism: Austrofundulus limnaeus
Lineage: Eukaryota; Metazoa; Chordata; Actinopteri; Cyprinodontiformes; Rivulidae
Gene: mfng
Product: MFNG O-fucosylpeptide 3-beta-N-acetylglucosaminyltransferase
Exons: 8
Coding region: 293-1375 (360 amino acids)
Cellular component (GO): membrane
Molecular function (GO): glycosyltransferase activity
Source: RefSeq, a predicted model, not a curated record
GUCUUCACACUAAAUGACAGGCGGUUUUAGGCAGAUUGAAGUCAGGUUGAUCUUAGCAGAACUAAAUAUUAAAAUAAAAUAAAAAAAAAUCUUAGAUACGCUGUUGGUUUCUUAACAGAGAAAAAAAAUCCAAACAUUGAUCAGGUUUAGGACUGAGAUUACUCUGAUCUUUAACAUUUGGAUAUGAGUUGAAAGAAAUGCGAAGGAAGUCUCCUCUGAGAAGAAACAUGCGGAUGGGUUUAAAUGAGGAAACUUCAGCGUCUUGUAGAUUUCUGUAAUUCUUUGGUCUAUCAUGCGUAAAAGAUGGAUUCGCCGGAGGUUGCUUGUCAUCAUUUUCACUUUUUUCAUCAUUGUCCUCGUGGAUUUCCAAUUACGCACGAGCAGCUUCCCCAGAAUCAACGCGGAUCACAAACCGUCACUUGGCGCGCAGCGCAGCUCUAUCCAGCAGGUUCUUUCCGAGGACGCACGGAGCUCUGCGUCCAACAGGAGCAUCACCAGCAGCUUAGGUGAAUCCCAGCAUCAUGCCAAGAGCGGGAGACUCCCGGGCUCUGAGGGUCCACAUGUCACUCAGCCCCAGCUGAAGAUAGAGGACAUCUACAUAGCUGUGAAGACCACCGGAAGGUUUCACAAGACGCGGCUCGCGCUUCUUUUGGAGACGUGGAUCUCCAAGACCAAAACGCAUACAUUUAUUUUCACAGACACUAAGGACGAAGACUUAACUUCACAAGGUUAUAACUUGGAGGUAACGAGCUGCCUCUCAGAUCACAGCCAGCAGGCUCUGUCCUGCAAGAUGGCAGCGGAAUAUGAUGGUUUCAUGGCCUCAGAAAAGAGGUGGUUUUGUCAUGUAGAUGAUGAUAACUACAUGAACCCGGAGGCUCUGCUCUCUCUGCUCUCGGCAUUUCCCCAGGAUGGUGACAUCUACGUGGGCAAAGCCAGUCUGGACAAACCCAUCACUGCUCACGAGCUGCUGGAGGGAAAUGCAACGAGGACUGUGCAGUUCUGGUUCGCCACCGGAGGAGCAGGGUUCUGUCUGAGUCGARGGCUGGCAGAAAAGAUGUCCCCAUGGGCCAGUGGUUCACGUUUCGAGCAAACAUCAGCAACAAUCCGCCUCCCAGACGACUGCACAGUGGGCUUCAUAGUGGAAAAAAGACUGGGCAUCUCUAUGGUUCACUGUGUUUUAUUCCAUUCCCACCUGGAAAAUCUGCAACUCAUAAGUCAAAGAAGCAUACCACAGCAGGUGACACUGAGCUAUGGGAUGUUUGAGAACAAGAUGAACAGCAUUGAAGUAAAAGGAAGCUUCUCUAAGGAAGAAGAUCCCUCCAGGUUUAAGACCGUCCACUGUUUGCUGUAUCCUCUCACCAGCUGGUGUCCUUGAGAACCUAGUGGGAAAUAACACAACAUCCAAACACUUGAGGUAGAGUGUGUAUUUUGCCGGAUGAAAUACAUCUCCUAGAUGUGGUGUACAUGAAGAAAAUGACAAAUUUAAAGUGAKUUGACGAUGCAGAAAACCUCAAUAGGAAAAGUGGAAAAUGAGAUAAUGUGCAAAGAUUGAAUUAAAAAAAAUGUUUUCAUUAUUUUUUUACUCGUAAUUGCUUACACAGUGAAAAUGCAAAGACGUAGAAUAUAUUAUGUAUAAAAAUCUUGAAAUCUGUUUUUAAAUAUGUUUGUUUCAUGCAAAAAAUGUAACUUCUGAAAGAUUUGUAUCAUUUGAAAUAUUUUUUUCUGAAGCACUUAAUAAAGAUAAUGAAGUUUUA